AUGGCGGGCACGGGGCGGUCGAUGCUGCUGUCGCUGCUGCUGUUCGCGGUGACGCUGUCGCUGCUGGAGAUGUACCGGGGCUGGUUCGCCGCGUCGGAGCUCAAGACCAUCGCCGGCGGAUUCGUCAGCUCCCUCCUCUUCCUCCUCCUCCUCACCAGCAAGUUUUGCAGUUUAUCGGUAAUUACCAAGAAGCUAGUGGUGUUAGAACUGGGUGGGGUGCAGCUGGCACUGUCCACCGUGUUUGCAUCACAACAUGGUAUGCUUCCUUUAACAUACUUUGCCAAUUCUUUGUUCAAGUCGUUAAUAGUUGUAUGGUCCCAUGAUAGAACUGAUAGACCUUGA
Messenger RNA from Triticum turgidum subsp. durum (durum wheat), 342 nucleotides. The record is from the annotation of a GenBank genome assembly. Lineage: Eukaryota; Viridiplantae; Streptophyta; Magnoliopsida; Poales; Poaceae.